GCGUGGUACAUAGGCGGCGCUGCUUCCUUUCCUUCUCCAGAUUAAUCAACAAAACCUUCUGGUUGUUGAUCGAUUCGGCGUCGGCAGAGCGAAGCGUGCUCCUAUAAAGGCCGCGGCCUCUCCGCCUCCCCGGCCGGCUUUCUCGUUGCGCCUCGACCGCAAGAAAUAAGCGCGCGGUUUCUCCGAUUCUUCAACUCUUCCUGAGGGGUUCGUCGUCGUCCGUGUCGCCGGCGAACCAUGCAGCGCAGCAACUCGUUCGGCACGUCGUGGGCGGACCAGUGGGACUACGGCGGCGACCCGAGCCCCCGCGCGCGCGGGCGGCAGGACGGCGGCGGCGGCGGCAGCAAGAAGCAGGGCGGGGUGGAGAAGACCAAGGCGGCGGCGGCGACGGGGCUGAGGAAGGUGAAGGAGGGCACGGCCAGCGGGUUCCAGUGGAUCAAGGACAAGUGCCAGAAGAAGAGCGGCGGCGGCAAGAAGCAGGGCGCCCAUGAGGGCUCCGGCAUCGCCGGUUACUAGUAGAUAGCUUGGCUCUGCUUCGGAUGGAAGCCUGGUUGGUUAGGCGAUUUCUGUUUCUCCUCCGCUCGUUGUGUCGUCCAUGUGUGUACAGUUUUGCUGUUGGAUGAUGGUAGUGUCUGUCGUCGACACCUUCAUUCGUGUAGAUGGAUUUCUGGUUCUCUGCUAUUAUUGAUGAUUGCCAUUGGUUCAUUGUUUUGAAAUCUA
Messenger RNA from Panicum hallii, 720 nucleotides. RefSeq names its product protein RNA-directed DNA methylation 3-like. The transcript has a single exon. The coding region runs from base 238 to 516 and encodes 92 amino acids. NCBI's taxonomy places the organism in Eukaryota, Viridiplantae, Streptophyta, Magnoliopsida, Poales, Poaceae. The record is from RefSeq and is a predicted model, not a curated record.